Phoenix dactylifera (date palm) is the source of this 1389-nucleotide messenger RNA. Its product is annotated as OVARIAN TUMOR DOMAIN-containing deubiquitinating enzyme 5-like. Gene Ontology annotation, molecular function: cysteine-type deubiquitinase activity. The record is from RefSeq and is a predicted model, not a curated record. Gene Ontology annotation, biological process: protein deubiquitination. NCBI's taxonomy places the organism in Eukaryota, Viridiplantae, Streptophyta, Magnoliopsida, Arecales, Arecaceae.
CCAGCUAGCCAGGGGGCCAGGUCUAUGGCGCUUAGGGCUGCAGCCUCCGUGGCCUCUUUGAUUCCUUUUAGAACUCUCUCUCCUCUUAUCGCCACCCACCCAUCCCUCAAUCCCCCCCCCCCCCCCCCGUCCCUCUCUCUCUCUCUCUCUUCGAUUCCUUGGCAAUGGCGGCAGCCGAAGAGGGCGAGGGAGGGACGCCUCAAGGAGAGCUCCAGGGAGAUACAACUGAGAGAAGGCUGGAGUCUUUGGAGGAGAUGCUCUCGAGGCACAGGCAAGAGAUCACCGAACUUCAAAUCAAAGAAAUAAAACUCAAAAAAGAGGCUGCUAAAGGCAGCAAAGCUGAACAAAGAGCCAAGAAGAAACAGGUCGAGGAUGAGAUAUCUCAAUUGUUAUCACAAAUAAAAGCAAAGCACUCUGAUGAACUUGCUUUCUUAGGCUACAAAAGGACUGACAACUCAGAGAAGGACAAUCUGGACUGUUUGGUAAAAGCUAUCGCUGGUAUUUCUGUCACUAAUCAUAGAGAGUCCACAAAACCUAGCAAGGGAGCAAGGAGGCGUGGAAGAAGAGCUCAAGAGGUAGCAGCUAGAGAGCAAAGGAUACAGGAAGAACAGAGCAACAUCAUUAGUGAUCGUAUGAUUGAAAAUGAGAGUUUGGAGAGAAAGCUUGAGCCUCUUGGUUUGACAAUAAAUGAGAUCAAGCCAGAUGGUCAUUGUUUAUAUCGAGCUGUCGAAGACCAAUUAUCACUAUACUCCAGAAAUAUCUCUCCAUAUAGCUACCAAGAGCUCCGGGAAAUGGCUGCUAAUUACAUGAGAGAACAUGCAUCAGACUUCCUCCCAUUUUUCCUAUCUGAUAGUAAGGUCGAGGUGGAUUCAGAUAGCUCACCCAUGGAACGAUUUGAGAAGUAUUGUGAAGAGGCUCGGACCACAGCAGCUUGGGGAGGACAACUUGAGCUUGGUGCUCUCACACAUUGCCUCAAGAAACAUAUCGUGAUAUAUUCAGGUUCUUUUCCUGAUGUGGAAAUGGGCAAGGAAUAUAAAUCUGAGAAUGAUAAUCUCAGCAACCCGAGCAUCUUAUUAUCAUACCACAGACAUGCUUAUGGGCUUGGUGAGCACUACAAUUCAGUGGUUUCCAAUGGAAAGAGGUGAAUUCCUUGACAUGCAGCUAAUGAAAGUUCAUGACAUGUAUGUAGAGAGCAUACAGACAUUUUAGAUGGAGCGGAAUUGAGAGUUAAGGAAUCAUGUAGAUUACUGUUUAGUUUGGCACUGUGAAAUGUAAAGAAAUGUUGUAUAAAUUGCCGGCAACAGUUCUCCAAUAACCACCUUGAAGACUGUCCUCUGUACGCUGCUAAAGAAAAAAAGGUCUUCACUGUUAUACUCUCUACUUUUGCUU